GAGGGAGAGAGACAAAGGUUCCCAGUCAGAUAAACCUCCUCAUAUAUCCAGGACGCUGCAUGCGCUUCGCUCCAGACGCAUCUUCUAGUCGGAGCUCCUGAGAGAAACCAGCUGCGUCCUGCACCGUCCGCCGGUCCGGGACUCCAAGAAACCGCGUUUAGAACCACUGAACAGGGGAACAAUGAAGAUGCUGCUUCCUCUGGUAAUCCUUCAGCUGCUCCUGGCUCCUGCAUUAACGGUGCCUGGUGGAGAUUACUGGGAGUCAUGGGGUCCUUAUGGUGAAUGCAGUCGCAGCUGUGGCAGCGGAGUGACCAUGAGAACCAGACGCUGCAUCACUCAGAGGACGGAUGGAGGACACAACUGUGUUGGACCAGACAAGUCCUACCGCUCCUGCAACAUUCAGGACUGUCCAGAGGGGUCAAAGGAUUUCCGUGAAGAGCAGUGCUCCCAGUUUGACGGAACCGACUUCCAGGGGCAACGCUACAAGUGGCUGCCCUAUUAUGGAGCUGAGAACCCCUGUGAGCUAAACUGCAUGCCAAGAGGAGAAAACUUUUACUACCGCCACCGCAGCGCCGUGGUCGACGGGACGCCCUGUCACCCAGGAAGGAGGGAUAUUUGUGUGGACGGAGUCUGCAAGCGCCUCGGCUGCGACAACAUGCUGGACUCUCCUCAGCAGGAGGACCCCUGCCUGCAGUGUGGGGGCAAUGGACAGUCCUGCUACCAGGUCAAGAACAGCUUCAACGUACGAGACCUGACCACUGGCUACAACCAGAUGUUCAUCAUCCCUGUCGGAGCCACAACCAUCAGCAUCAGGGAGACUGUGGCCACUCGGAACUACCUGGCCAUCAAGAACCUGCGUGGGGAGUACUACCUGAACGGACACUGGGUGAUUGAGUUUUCCAGGUCGACGCCCAUCGCUGGCACCGUUCUUUACUACCAGAGAGGAGCUGAGGGUGAUAACGUACCUGAAACCAUCAUCGGCCGCGGACCGACCACCGAACCACUGGUUGUUGAGCUCAUCAGCCAGGAGCCCAACCAGGGAGUGGAGUAUGAAUACUACCUUCCUAACGGACGCUCCAGAAAUGGAUACUACUGGAGCUUUGGGUCUUGGUCUGCUUGCAGCAGAGAGUGUGGAUCAGGCUACCAGUCUCGGUUGGUCUUCUGCACCAUUGACAACGAGGCCUAUCCUGAUUAUCUCUGUGCAUCUCUGCCAAGACCACAGACCAACCGUACAUGCAACCCUCAUCCUUGCCCACAAGUCCGCAGCUGGAAAACCGGCGAGUGGAAUGCCUGCUCCGUCACCUGUGGUGGAGGCUCUCAGGUGCGCAGCGUGCAGUGUAUUUCCCAUGAUGCAUCUGGUCCCCGCGUGGUGGAAGACGCCGUUUGUGCCGCUUACGCCGAGGCUCCUCCCACUCUGCAGACCUGCAACAUGCACAAAUGUGCCGAGUACCAAGUGACUGCAUGGAGCGCCUGCUCGGUCACCUGUGGUCCAGGUGAGCAGACCAGAGAGGUGACCUGUGUGGGUUCAGGUGGGAUGAGGUUGGAGGAAACUUCCUGCAGCACUCUGCUCCGUCCGUCCUCCGUCCAGCCCUGUCAGAUGGCCGCCUGCUCCAGACAGAUCAGCUGGCAUGUGGGACAGUGGGGUCUGUGUUCUCGUAGCUGUGGUUCCGGCUCUCGGGAGCGUCAGGUGAUCUGCUCGGACCAGGAGAGGAACCUUUAUCCCGUGGAUCAGUGCAACGGCCAACCAAAACCCACCACAGUGGAGCGCUGCAACUCCCAGCCCUGCUACAGCCCACAGGUCGUUCCCAGCGUUCAGGACCCUCGAGGACACGACAACAGUCAGACUGGCUUCCAGCCAUAUGUGCCGGAUCACGCAACAGUCCGUAGACCCGACACGAGGGAUCCGACCCAGACCAACAGUGUCCAGGACCCCCACAGCUCGGCUCCGGCUCUCCACUGCAGUCAGUCUUAUUACGGCUGCUGCCCAGAUGGACGGACCUCCGCCGGGGGCCCUCAGGGUCUGGGCUGCCCUCACGCUCCGGCUCCGACUCCGGCUCCGACUCCAGCUCUUCCUCCAGCUCAGCCGUCCUGCAUCCAGACCAGUUAUGGCUGCUGCCAAGACGGUGUGACGGCGGCUCAGGGCCUCAACAGGGAGGGAUGUGUGGAGUACGUGGCCCCGGCACCCACUGCUGCUCCUUCUCUGCCCACUGAAAACGCUGUUCAGUGCAGAACCACCACUUAUGGCUGCUGCUACGACCGAACUACACCUGCAGAGGGACCCAGCGGAGAAGGCUGCCCCGACCCCCCCACCCACAUUGAGCGAUCCAUCUGCUCCCUGCCUCGUGCCGCCGGCUCCUGCAGCAGCUGGGUGUCCCGUUACCACUUCGACGUCAUCACCUCCAAGUGUGUGCAGUUCUGGUAUGGCAGUUGCCACGGCAACAGCAACAACUUCAUGACCCGGGCGGAGUGCCAGAGGGCGUGUCCGCUACCUUCACCCAGCCAGCAGGGACCACGACCGGGAACUCCCGCUAGAGAAUCCACCCCUGGAAGACCCACAUCUGGAGGACGUGGCACCGCCGGAGCAGGAACUUCAUCCGGAGGUCGCACCACGUCCGGAGCAGGUGCAACGUCUGGAGGUCGCACCCCAUCUGGAGCAGGCACCCCAUCCACCGGAGGAUCCACCGCCGGAGGGUCGACACGCAACAUGGGGAGGGUCUUCACCGUCCAGGGCGGCUCCACCAGCGGCACCAGCAGACAGGCCACCAGCGCCGCCACACAUGCCCACAGAGCCAGAGUCUUCAUGAGGACCCGCCGGCCUUCACCCGCCACAGCUGCACAGCACACCGGUCCAGCUGCGAGGUAAGACCCCGAAGACCCAGGGAGCCUUCUCCAACCCCAAACCCCACCAUCACCACCACCACCACCAGCAGCAGCAGCAGCAACCCUGGCUUCAUAUUCCUGCUGAAGGAGCCCCACACCACUAUGUCCACUGGGGGCCAAAAGAGUGAGCUGAAGGAGAUUGAAGCACAAUCUAAAGACUAAUCUAAAGCACAUGUCUUUUUAACUAUCUUCAUUAAAAUUACUAGUGUAAUAUCUGUACAUGUAAAACACAAGAGUGAAGUCUUCAUCGUGCCUUUUCUUCCAAGCCUUUGAGACGAGUUAGCUGAAAAAUAACUCAAAAACCUUGAUCUUGCUGAACCCAAAUGCUUUAAUGUUGAAUCUGACUGUGGUUUAGACUGGAUGGACGUAGCCUCUGGGUCUCAAAAAUGAAGCAAAAAUGCAUUCUUUCUAAGAGCCAGCAGGGGGCGACUUGUCUGGUUGCAGAUUGGAUUGAAGUCUAUGAGAAAAUGACCCAACUUCUCACUUGAUUUGUUACCUCAGUCAACAUUUUUCUCAUGAGUUUAUGGUCUCAAUUGCUAAUAUCAAGUCUCCCUCAAUACAGCGUGAUGUUCAUUUAGUAAAUUUUGGUCUAAUUUCAGGGAAAAUGGAUAAUAAAGUCGAGCAAAUUCCAAACUCUAGGCUUCCUAAUGCUAAUCUACAAACCAUUAUGUGACGUCUUGGAGGCUACGUCUAUUUUUUAUAUACAGUCUGUGCUCAGAAAUAGGUGCUAAGAUUCCCGUUUUUUGAUCAGCAGCAUACUUCAUGCUUUAUUUCGCGCAGCCUGCUCUUAAUAUAGACUCAAUGUCGCCACGCUAAUGUAGCCUUGCUUUCUAAAACACCACCGCAGACUCUCACUUCACGCCUGCUUUACGUAGCAACACCUUCCUUCUUCCUUUCGACCUCGACGAAAUGUCAGGAGAAAAGUCGACAACCUCACAGCGACACCUCAAUGGACACUUCUGCUGUUACAUGUUUCUGGGACUGUUCACUGUCUGUCUGGAGUUAAUGUCGGUGCUUAUUAGUGCGUGCUACCUCACUUUGUCAGUCGCCACCACCUUCUGUUUUGUGUGUUUGUGUUUUCACCUUAAAUCAAACUAAUAAAGGUUCUGCUGUGAUGCUUCA
Amphiprion ocellaris (clown anemonefish) is the source of this 4002-nucleotide messenger RNA. It is a transcript of the gene paplna, whose product is annotated as papilin a, proteoglycan-like sulfated glycoprotein. The record is from RefSeq and is a predicted model, not a curated record. The transcript has 19 exons. Gene Ontology annotation, molecular function: metalloendopeptidase activity; serine-type endopeptidase inhibitor activity. NCBI's taxonomy places the organism in Eukaryota, Metazoa, Chordata, Actinopteri, Pomacentridae. The coding region runs from base 182 to 2863 and encodes 893 amino acids. Gene Ontology annotation, biological process: extracellular matrix organization. Gene Ontology annotation, cellular component: extracellular matrix.